CUCUCUCUGUCUACCCAAUAUAUAAUAACACUCAAACCACAUGUAGAGGGACAACAAUAGCAGUCUUGAGACGAAAACACACUAGAGAUAUAGCCUAGCUAGACCGCCACAAGCUUCCUUGUCAAAGACCCCUUCUUUUUCUUCGUCUUCUUCUUCAUUUUCUAGUCUCUCGCUAGCUUCCAUGUCUGAUCAUGAACCACUUUAUAAAGAUCUUUACUACGGCCAUGAUCAACUUUUUCAGGUCGAUCAAGAAUAUUUAACUUCUUCUUCGAAGCUUUCCACUUCCAACAUGUCUUCAUCAAGUUCAACGCCUUAUAAUCUACAAGGGUUUGAUGUGAUUCCCACUUCAUACAUGAGUUUCACAGAGUGUUUACAAGGAUCAUCCAUGGACUACAAUUCUCUAAUCACAAGUACGGCUUUUGGUUUGUCUCCUUCAUCUUCUGAGGUAUUUUCGUCCAUUGAAGUUAAUGAUCAUCAAAAGCCUCUUGAUCAUCAUCAUCAUCAUCAUCCUAGUCUUGGAGAUCAUUUAGGUAGUAAUAGUAGUAGCGAUCAAAAUCCGGUGACCGCACGUGAUCACUCAAAUUCGAUUUCGUCUUCUUCGACUGAGGCUGGUGCAGAAGAGGAUUCUCCGGGGAAGAAAGAUGGGAAACCAAAAGAGUCGUUAGAAGAUGGAGAAGACGACCCAAAGAAAGUGGGCAAAGCAAAGAAGAAAGGGGAUAAUAAAAGGCAAAAAGAGCCACGGUUUGCUUUCAUGACCAAGAGUGAGGUUGAUCAUCUUGAAGAUGGAUAUAGAUGGAGAAAGUAUGGACAGAAGGCUGUGAAAAAUAGCCCAUAUCCAAGAAGCUACUAUCGUUGCACCACUCAAAAAUGCGGCGUCAAGAAACGCGUAGAGAGAUCUUUUCAGGAUCCGUCCAUAGUGAUAACGACGUACGAAGGCCAGCACAACCACCCCAUCCCGUCCGCACUCCGAGGAAACGCGGCUACGGCUGGGGGGGGGGGGGGGGAACUUCUGUUCCAAAUGCCUCAUCAAUUUCCGUACAAUAACAUCAUCAUGAGUAGUACUAACAACCAAGGUGGAUCAUCAUCACCAGCAGCUGCGAUUUAUGGACAAAACGCAAACUCUCGUGAUCAUAAACAGUACUACGAUGGUGAUCAUCAGAUGCAAGGUGAUCAUGAUGAUGCGUAUGGACUUUUGCAGGAUAUGGUUCCUUCCAUGUUCCUCAAACAAGAGCCAUGA
This is a messenger RNA of Morus notabilis, 1237 nucleotides long. Its product is annotated as probable WRKY transcription factor 28. Bases 182 to 1237 code for a protein of 351 amino acids. The record is from RefSeq and is a predicted model, not a curated record. Gene Ontology annotation, molecular function: sequence-specific DNA binding; DNA-binding transcription factor activity. The transcript has 4 exons. Gene Ontology annotation, biological process: regulation of DNA-templated transcription. Lineage: Eukaryota; Viridiplantae; Streptophyta; Magnoliopsida; Rosales; Moraceae.